This is a messenger RNA of Hippocampus zosterae (dwarf seahorse), 2726 nucleotides long. Its product is annotated as RNA-binding protein 41-like. Lineage: Eukaryota; Metazoa; Chordata; Actinopteri; Syngnathiformes; Syngnathidae. The coding region runs from base 221 to 1426 and encodes 401 amino acids. Gene Ontology annotation, molecular function: U12 snRNA binding; pre-mRNA intronic binding. The transcript is spliced from 8 exons. Gene Ontology annotation, biological process: mRNA splicing, via spliceosome. The record is from RefSeq and is a predicted model, not a curated record. Gene Ontology annotation, cellular component: U12-type spliceosomal complex.
CCGAACGCGGAAGCACGCGUGUGAGAGAUGAACAAGGACCUUGCCUCAAUUUUUAAGUAUAAAUAUUAUUUAUGUUUAACUUUCGCAUGGAGGAACGUUUUUAGUUUCCGUCAUAACGUUAAGAAAAACUGGCAACACGACGAGCAGCGCCAUCUGUAGCGUAAUAUGUUAAUAUUUCCCAUGAUGCAAUUCGCCGGAAGCGUAUGCCCAACGCGGAAGUAUGCGAAGAGUGAGUCGGCGAUCUUGUGAGGACGGUCCGCUGCUGGAGGAGCAGGAGACAGAGGGCCAGCGGCAGCUUCACGGCCUCCUGCUACGGCAACUGCACACCCAAGUCGACGUCGAAAGAUGCGUGGCCAAGAAGCGGAGCUUUGCCCCAGCGGCGCUCUACCAUCCGUUUGGCGAGCAGGUGUCUGGCGUGCGAAGCCUGUCUCAGUUCCAGACUCUGCAAGAGGAUGAGCAGGAGCUGGCCGGCCUGCGGGAGCUUGGCCUCACCGACCCCGAGAUCCAACUGUGGCAAAAUAGGGAUGCCCCGGAAGUAUCUGAGCAAUGUCACGGCAUUUGCGCAGCUCCUGACGUCAAGCGGCAACGCCUCCAGGCCAUCCGGGACAAGAUUGCAGCCCGGGCGGAGCUCCUAGCGCGGCCUCAGCGCUUCGCCGCCAGCCGGCCACUGUCCCGCCGCGAGAUGGAGAUCGAGCAGGCGCUCUUCCAGGGCAGCGACCGGCAAGGUUUCCUCGCUGCGCUCUACCAUCGAGAUGAAAAUAACCAAGACGGCCUACAAGGGGCGACACCGACAGAUCCAAUGGACUCCCUGUACAGAGACCUUCUCAGCAAGUCGCCCCAGGGCGUCAAAGCUGCCCAAACGUUAAGCCUUUCUACAUCCACGCCGUCACAUCACUCGCGGCAAGGAGGCGACAGCCAAUCAGAGGAAGGCUCACCAGAACCGCCCGAGCAUCAUCCUGCUGCCCCGCUGGAGAUCAGCCGUCCAAUCGGUAGCUUGCGCGGGGCGGAGGGGGCCGGCUCGGGUCGGCCGCUGACCGUCACGGGGCGAGUGCCGACUGUGACAGACCAGGAAAUCCGGGAGAACCGGGAAAGCCAGGAAGGGAUCCGGAGCAUUCCGAGAUUCCGGAACUACCAGCCUGGAAAACCUUCGCGGGUGGUGUGCGUGAAGAACCUGAGCCCGCAUGCAUCGGUGGCCCAGCUGGUGGCGCUGUUCUCCAGGUUCGAGGGUGCCGGCGACAGACCCCCGCUGCUGUAUCGCCUCCUGACAGGACGCAUGAAGGGUCAGGCUUUUGUCACGCUGCCCGACACCAAAACGGCCCAGGAUGCUUUGCAACUGCUACAUGGUUACCGGUUGCUCGGGAAACCUUUGGUGUUGGAGUUUGGCCGCGAGCGAACGGAAGCCGACCAACGGGAAGCCAGGACGUGAAAACUCCCCGUGCCGCUUCGAACCAGCGUCUGCCCCCUGCUGUUCACGCCCAUUUGCAGCGUGCCGGUGUUCCUGGCCACCGCCAACGGAAUAUCGCCGCUGCCGUCGCCCUUGUACGUGUAGGCGCCCCGGCGUCCUCCGCACUCUUGGCCCUCGUAGAAGGACACGGCCAACAUGCCGCCGCCGAUUAUGGAGACCACGGCCGAGGUCAUGCCCAAGUAGAGGCAGCUGCCCGGCACGUACUUGAUUGUGCUGUGGACCAUGUUGAAGUUCCGGAUCACGUUGUUGGCUCUCAUGGAGACGGGCACCAGCGACGCGACGCCGGCCACCAGGAGGAAGCACCCGCUCACGCCUGCCACGCGUCUCUUGAGCACCAGCGAUCUCUCCAGCCAGACGGUGCACUGCAUGCCCACCACGGCGACGAGCAGGCCCGCAAGGGACAGCCCCAGGGAGCCCAACAUGAGGACCCGGGAAACCUGGACGUCGUAGGGCAGCAUCAGGAAGGCCUUGUGCAUGUGGCACAUGAUGGCCCCAUUCAUCUUGUUGAAGCAAUUCAUCCACAGGCCGUUCAUGUUGGUGUCCAACGCCUCCGGAAAUUUGAUGUCCACCGACACCUCCCAGUAGGGGAGCACCGUGGUCACCAGGGUGCCCAGUAGGCCAAUCAAGCCCAGGAAAAAGCCGAGCAGCUCCAGAGGCCCAGAGGCCAUUGCAAUCGAUCAAUCCUGAGGCGACAAAAAGGAGCAAAUGAGAACUGUGUCGACACGGCUGGCUGGACCACCUUGCGAAAAUUGCUAACUUGGGCGGCGGCGAUGAAUCGAGGUCAACUAGCAUGCAAAAUUUGUAACAUUUGAACGAUUGUUUACAUUCGGCAAGCGUUAGCGGUUUUCCCGUGACAAAUAUUCACAAAGUGGUGAAACGGAGAAACUCCAAAAAACAAAGCAAUUCCUGGCUAACGUCUUAAAAGACAGUCGGGUCGGGAUUUUAGGUGUGACCUUUUUUUUUUGUUGUUUUUUUUUCCCAAAAUGUCUCUUGACAACUGCAAACGUUUUGAAAUGAUACUCACGCUUGACUCAAAUCCGUCCAAAAAACGAAGCCAAACAAAGUGUCGGUCGGCCUGAUGCUUUUGAAACAAAUGAUUCUCCCGUUCAAGCUGGGGCGUGUUGUUUAUAUGAGGCGCAGGUCUGAUGUCUUUAUUGGGUCAUGCUCAUCGCUGUUUGAUGCGUUCCUUUUGUAGUCUUUAUUUCACUUUAUGUGUAUUUAUGACUCUCGAGGUUGCUUUGAAAUAAACAAAACAUGUUGA